This is a messenger RNA of Stylophora pistillata, 1742 nucleotides long. RefSeq names its product deacylase AADAC. The record is from RefSeq and is a predicted model, not a curated record. Gene Ontology annotation, molecular function: hydrolase activity. Lineage: Eukaryota; Metazoa; Cnidaria; Anthozoa; Scleractinia; Pocilloporidae.
UAUCCGCCUUACUACGUUCUUCGUAAAUGUCUGAUUGUAACCAGGUUCAGGAGAUGCUGUCGAGAACAUGCGAACUUUUGUCGUAUUCCUCUGUGUUUUCGUAGUAUUAUUGGCUAUUGCUUUUAACAGAGUAUACCAAAGAUUAUUCAACGUUGCAUUACCAGACGAUUUUCCAAUAAAUUCAACAUGGCAAUUCAAGUUGGUUGGGUUUAGUUUCGUGUUAGCAAGGGACCUGGCUUAUAUUGGUUCUUUAUUUCGACUGGGUGACAACUAUUAUGCAAAUAUCGUAUCAGUGCUUGCAUUUACAAGUGGAUUGUACAAGAACAAUAGUUACUCUGAUGUUUUGGAAAUAAAUGACACUGAAAUAUUUGGUGUUCGUGUGAGGAUAUUCAAACCGGUGAAUAAAACUGAUGAGUCUCCUGGAAGCAAAUCUAACGAAGAAAUUCUUUUACCAGGAGUAAUUUACUUUCAUGGUGGAGGCUGGACCAUAGGUAGCUUAGACGGAUAUGAUGACUUCUGCCGUAGACUUGCAGUGUCAGCUCAAGUCAUUGUUGUGAGUGCGGACUACAGGCAAGCUCCUCGGUAUAUUUAUCCAACACAGUUUAAUGACUGUUACAAUGUAGCUGUUGGCCUCCUCAACCAUGGAAAAGACCAUGGAGUUGAUGUCACACGAGUCAUGUUGGUUGGCGACAGUUCUGGUGGAAACUUGGCAGCAGCAGUUUCUCAUUACCUGGCUGAAGUCUCUGAGAUGCAUUGUAGGCAGAAUUAUUUGCGAGCACAAAUUCUCAUCUAUCCUGCUUUACAGUUCCUGGACUUUAACUUGCCAUCAUACACUGCCAAUGCAGUCAAUGACAUACUCUCUCAAGAAGACCAUGUCAAUUUUGUUUCGCUAUACCUUAAUGGCUCCGCAGACCUCGUGGAGAUUCUUCUGUCUGGGAAUCACUCACAACAUCUCAUCAAAACAAAGUAUAUGGGGUAUCUGAAAAAGUCAACACCAGGCAUUACAUGGCUUCCACAACCAAAAACAACACUACCACCUGUUCUACUGGAAGCUUUGACCCAAUCUAAAGCAUCUCCUUUAAUGGCACAAGACUUUAGAGGAGUACCUCCUACUUUUGUUAUUACAGCAAACUUUGACGUUUUAAGAGAUGAAGGCUUCCUGUAUGUAGAACGAUUGCGAGAUGCAAACAUUGAAGUCCAGCACAAGAACUAUCAAUCUUUUCAUGGGUUUGUGACAUUAGCUACUGAAGGAGGACCAGCCAGAACAGCUGAGGGAGAUGAAGCAUUUGCUGAUAUUGUACAAUUUGUUAAAAACAUGGUUUCCACCUAGUUUUGGUAGUCAUAACACACUUGAUCUUAGCUGUGGGAAUAGUACAAGAAGUCUGUAUUUGACACCUGACCAGUUCAUGCGUUGUGUUCUUUGGCAACAUGCUCCCUCCCCACCCAGGGCCUAGUGGUUCAAAGGCUGAUUGGCGCUAAUCCAGGGUGAAAUUUUUAACCCUGGUUUCUCCAUUUCUUAGUUUAAAAGCCUUUUCCAGAUAGUUUUCUCUUUUCUUUUCAGAAUGUCUAAUUAUCAAAUUGUAGACAAAAUAAAUUCUGUUAAAUUUUCUUUCAAAACUUUCAGAUCUAAAAUCAGAUUUCUCACUAAGCCUGGGCUUUCUUAACCCACCUUUGAACUACCCAAUCCAGGGGGCUAAGCGGUCAUGGAGACUUUACAAACUGCCAUGGAAAUCUGUAAUGGA